Molecule: messenger RNA, 603 nt
Organism: Thyridium curvatum
Lineage: Eukaryota; Fungi; Ascomycota; Sordariomycetes; Thyridiales; Thyridiaceae
Exons: 2
Coding region: 1-603 (200 amino acids)
Biological process (GO): ribosomal large subunit biogenesis; intracellular mRNA localization
Cellular component (GO): preribosome, large subunit precursor; nucleolus
Molecular function (GO): mRNA binding
Source: RefSeq, a predicted model, not a curated record
AUGGCGCCCACACGGACAAGAACCGUCAAGAACAAGCAUGCUGCCAACAAGUCUGGCAUCAAAAGCAGCAGGAGCUCCAAAAACCCGGAUAUCGACCCAGUCUCCAAGUCCAAGAAGCCCAAGGGAAAGAACGCUAUCCAAACGCCCCUGAAGGGCAGGCCGUCAAUAUCAGACUUGCUCAAGAAGCGCAAGAAGAAGGUUUACUCUGAAAAGGAACUGGACAUCCCCAAGCUCAACAUGAUCACCCCUGUGGGCGUGGAGAAGCCGAAGGGCAAGAAGAAGGGCAAGGUUUUCGUGGACGACAGGGAGAGCAUGUCUACGAUUCUUGCGAUGGUCCAGGCUGAGAAGGAGGGCCAGAUCGAGUCAAAGAUCAUGAAGGCGCGCCAGAUGGAGGAGAUCCGUGAAGCGAGAAAGGCCGAGGCGGAGAAGAAGGAAGCUGAGCGCAAGGCGAAGUUCGACGAAACCAAAGAGUCUCUACGGAGGAAACGAAAGCGAACAAAGAAGGGCGGGGAGGACGACAGCAAUAUCAACGAGUUUGCAUCGGCAGGAACCAAGGCUGCCAAGCCUAAGAAGAGGAAGAGUGUGUCUUUUGCAGACGAGUAA